AUGCGGCCGCGGGAGCUCGGACUCCGGCUCCUGGCGCCGCUGCUGCUUCUGUGGCCGCCGUCCACGUGCGCCCCGAAUCCCAGGGCGCAGGACGUGAGCCUGGGCGUGGACUGGCUGACCCGCUAUGGUUACCUGCCACCGCCCGAUCCCGCCCAAGCUCAGCUGCAGAGCCUGGCGAAGCUGCAGAACGCAAUCAAGGUCAUGCAGAGAUUUGCAGGGCUUCCAGAAACGGGUCAGAUGGACCCACUAACAAUAGCCACCAUGCACAAGCCCCGCUGCUCCCUGCCGGACGUAAUCGGGGCUGCCGGGCUGGUCCGGCGCCGCCGCCGCUAUGCCCUGGGCGGCAGCAUGUGGAAGAAACAAGCCCUGACAUGGAGAGUCCAGUCCUUCCCCCAGAGCUCCCAGCUGAGUCCGCAGACCGUGAGAACCCUCAUGAGCUAUGCCCUGGCCACUUGGGGCCUGGAGUCCGGCCUCACGUUCCAAGAGGUGGAUUCUCAACACCAGGAGCCCGACAUUCUCAUCCACUUUGCCCGAGCUUACCACCAGGACAGUUACCCCUUCGAUGGGCCAGGAGGCACUUUGGCUCAUGCAUUCUUCCCUGGGGAGCACCCCAUCUCUGGAGACACCCACUUCGAUGAUGAGGAGACCUGGACUUUCGGGUUAAAAGAUGGUGAGGGAAUUGACCUGUUUGCUGUGGCGGUUCAUGAGUUUGGCCAUGCUCUGGGCCUCGGCCACUCCUCCGCUCCCGACUCCAUCAUGAGGCCCUUCUACCAGGGCCCCGUGGGCAACCCUGACAAGUACCGCUUGUCCCAGGAUGAUCGCGACGGCUUGCAGCAGCUCUACGGGAAAGGGCCCCGAACUCCACAUGACGAGCCCACCAGGCAACCCUUGGCUCCCCCUCCCAGACCUCCAGCCCCACCCCCGGAAAGCCCCUCCACACCUGUGCCAGAUAGAUGCGAGGGCAAUUUUGACGCCAUCGCCAAUAUCCGAGGAGAGACUUUCUUCUUCAAAGGUCCCUGGUUCUGGCGCCUGCAGCCCUCGGGACAGCUGGUGUCGCCCCGUCCGGCCAGGCUGCACCGGUUCUGGGAGGGUCUGCCCCCGCGCGUGCACGAGGUCCAGGCUGCCUACGCCCGGCCCCGCGAUGGCCGGAUCGUCCUCUUCAGCGGCCCCGAGUUCUGGGUGUUCCGGGACCGGCAGCUGGAGGGCGCAGCGCGGCCGCUGGCGGAGCUGGGGCUGCCCCCGGGCCGGGGGCUGGACGCCGUGUUCUCGUGGCCGCUCAACGGGAAGACGUACCUGAUCCGGGGCGGGCAGUACUGGCGCUACGACGAGGCGGCCGCGCGCCCGGACCCCGGCUACCCGCGGGCGCUGAGCCUCUGGGAGGGGGCUCCGCCCGCCCCCGACGACGUCACCGUCAGCAACGCAGGUGACACCUACUUUUUCAAGGGCGCCCACUUCUGGCGCUUUCCCAAGGGUAGCGUCAAGACUGACCCAGAUUCCCCCCAGCCCAUGGGGCCCAAGUGGCUGGACUGCCCGGCCCCAAACUCUGACCCUCAAGUCCCCAAGACCCCUAGAGGUACCCCCAAGCCUGGAGACUGCGACUGUCAGUGCGAGCUCAAUGGGUCCCCGGGGCAGCCGCGGCCGGAGACCCUCCUGCUGCCCCUCCUGCCCCUGCUGGCUGCUCUAGGCUUCGCUCUGUGCUGAGCCCGGACGUCCCUAGAGGAGCGGCUCCCUGCACUGAAGGGGUCAGAGCCUCCCAUCGCUGCACGGGCACGGACUUCAGAGGUGCUGCGGCACCCCACUGUUCCCAUCGAAGGAUCCCAAAGGACACUGAUUCCUCGUGGGGAGCCGGCGUACACUGCACACUACGGGUGCCCGUGGGCAGUGGUCAGAGUCAGCCUGCCCAUCAAGGCUGCUGCCUGGGUCAGCUGGACUCCUUCCUCUCCAGCGCUGGGAAGGGCUCCGCUGUGGGGAAGCCACAAGGGAAGAGUGGAGGAAGGGCGGGCUUGAGCGAGGGAACUGGACACCCGAGUGUCCUGCACCCCUCCCUCGUGGACCACAGGCAAGGAACACAUGUCCACGCACAGGCAACAGACCAAAGCAAGAUUGCAACAAAACCAGUUUUGGUGAACCAGCGAGCUUAUUGGGGUUACUUGCAGAGCCGCGUGAAGAGUUUUAUUUAUGGGAGUAUGAGAC
Molecule: messenger RNA, 2193 nt
Organism: Jaculus jaculus (lesser Egyptian jerboa)
Lineage: Eukaryota; Metazoa; Chordata; Mammalia; Rodentia; Dipodidae
Gene: Mmp25
Product: matrix metallopeptidase 25
Exons: 10
Coding region: 1-1701 (566 amino acids)
Biological process (GO): proteolysis; extracellular matrix organization; collagen catabolic process
Cellular component (GO): extracellular matrix
Molecular function (GO): zinc ion binding; metalloendopeptidase activity
Source: RefSeq, a predicted model, not a curated record